Didymodactylos carnosus is the source of this 990-nucleotide messenger RNA. NCBI's taxonomy places the organism in Eukaryota, Metazoa, Rotifera, Eurotatoria, Philodinida, Philodinidae. The record is from the annotation of a GenBank genome assembly.
AUGAAAAAAGGUGCUACUGAAUUACUUUCAAUGUUAUCCGAUUCAGAAUUAAUGUCAUUAAAAGAUACUGUAACAAAAUCGAUGAAUCCAACGAAUAACCGUUUGGACGCAAUCGAAGCAUGUAUAUCGUUGUCUCAGUCGGCUUUCGAAUUAUUACGUCGAAAAAAGAUUCGUCGUGAUUUUCUUCUUCAAUAUUUAGCAAGAAAAUCAAUAUCAAUAUCUCCUGGCAUCGAUAAGGUACGAUUAGUUAAGAUGAUCGUUGAAUAUUGGAAUACAAAUAAAGUUAUUGAUUGUAAUAGUGGGGAUUAUUUUAAUCAUCAAGAAUCACCUCAAGCCGUUUGUUUGAUUGAUCAACAACACUCACAACAUCAAUAUCAAUCGACAUCAAAUUAUAUUCAACAAUUAUCUGAACAGUUUACUGAAUGGUUUUAUACCAAUUGGAAUGAUUUAAAAAAUUUUGGCCCAGAACAUUUUUUUCACGAUGUAUUUCUUGUUAUAACGCAAGAAAAUCGACGAAUAACUGGAUCACAAAAUGUUUACGAUCAUUUACGUGAUUGUAUCGUUAAAUAUAACUUGAAAUUUAAUCCUAAUGUAAAUAAUAACCAAAUUUAUGAAUCACCGCAUGGUCUUGUAAUGAUACUCGUACAUGGUACAGUACAUCAACAAACAACAUGUUUAGGAAUAUUUGAACAAACAUUUGGACUUGUUCGAGAUCCAGCACGUGGAAAUAAUUAUAUAAUUAAAAUGAUCUAUCUUGAUGUACGAAUAACACAAACACAAACGGGAUCGAAUGAUGCAUUACAACAACAGCAACAACAACAACAGAUGAACUUACAUUUGCCACCACCAGCUUUUCUUGUUGAUAUCAUGCGACGAUACGAUUCUGAACAGCAAAUGAUGAGUGACGACGAUGACGACGAUAAAACCCAAAGUGACAAAGACGAUGAUGAAUUAGAUUUGAAAAUUGUGCGGUAUCGAGAUAAAGAAUAA